GGCAGGCGUCUGCCGUUCAUCUGCAGAAGGAGAGACUCCAACAGUCGUAGGAUUGUCAGUCUGUCAGAAAGAACGCAGAGGGUUCAUGGGUCAGAUCUCCUCUCUGCUGCUAUGAGUCCUCAUGCCUGGAUCUUUUGUGCCCUUCUCUGUGUCCUCACUUUUGAACGGAGCAAGAGUGCAUAUAAAGGGCCUGUCCUGAGCCGAAAGCGGAGACUGGUAGAGGAUGCAGCCGAUGGGGCCCAGAGGAAGUGCUCUUAUACAUUCUUGGUCCCAGAGCAGAAGAUCACGGGGCCGAUCUGUGCCAGCCAGGGCCCUUCUCUGCCAGAUAAAGAGCGUGUGACAAAGUUGGAUAUAGCUGACAUCCGGGAGCUCCUGAGCAAGCAGAGACGUGAAACGGACACGCUCCGGAUGAUUGUGGACGUGGAUGGAAACAUGGUUAACGAAAUGAAACUUUUACGCAAAGAGUCACGCAACAUGAACUCCCGAGUCACCCAGCUGUACAUGCAGCUGCUGCACGAAAUCAUUCGCAAGCGUGAUAAUUCACUGGAGCUGGCGCAGCUGGAGGCACGGAUCCUCAACAGCACCGCCGAGGCGCUGAGGCUGUCUGCUCUCUACAGGGAGCUGGAGGUGCGCUUCUCCUCGCUGGCCGCGCUGGUCAAUAGCCAGUCACAGCUGAUCGCAACUUUGGAGGAGCGAUGUCUGCAGGUGUAUGGAAAUCACAGACGAGAGCCGCUGCCUCCGCCUCUUGUGCAGGUCGUACCUGAGAACAUCCCUGUGUAUGUGCCUCGCGUCUCCAAUGAGAUCCAGAAGAGUCAAAGCUGGCCCAUUCCAGAGGACAGGAAUCCCAGAACGGCUCCGGCACCCACAGGAGGUUCUCCUCAGGGGAACGUCAGUCUGGAAGGUCCCUUUCGGGACUGUCUUCAGGUGAUGCAGGCUGGACACUCCACCAGCGGGACGUAUCUUCUGAAGCCGGACGGGACGGAGACAGCUGUACAGACCUGGUGUGAGCAUGACGUGGACAGAGGUGGCUGGACACUUAUCCAGAGGAGGAAAGAUGGAUCUGUCAACUUCUUCAGGAACUGGGACAGCUAUAAGAAAGGCUUUGGUGAUGUGGACGGGGAACACUGGCUGGGUCUGGAAACCAUCUAUAACCUGGGUAAACAGGAAGACUACAAGCUGCUGGUGGAGCUGGAGGACUGGAUGGGGAAGAAGGUUUACGCGUCCUAUAGCAGCUUCUACCUGGAGCCCGAGAGCCAGUCGUACCGUCUGCGUCUGGGAACCUAUCAGGGCAACGCUGGAGAUUCACUGAGCAGCCACAACGGCAAACAGUUCACCACACUGGACCACGACAACGACGCCUUCUCAGGUAACUGUGCUCAUUUCCACAAGGCUGGCUGGUGGUACAGCGCCUGCGGUCAGACCAAUCUGAACGGUGUGUGGUACUCCGGAGGAGUCUAUCGCAGCCGCUUCCAGGACGGCAUCUUCUGGGCCGAUUAUGGAGGGGGCUUUUACUCUAUGAAGUCUGUGCGGAUGAUGAUCAGACCCAUCGACUGAAGCUGACUGAUUUACAAAUGAUGUGACAGAGAAACAAAUGAAAGUGUAUCAUCGCUGAAACUUUAUUUCAAUGUUCUCAGUGUCAUGCUUUGAGCACAUUUUAGCAAACCAUGUCCACAACAAUGUUUGAUAAGGUUUUUUUAUGAUUAGAAAUAAAUCCUAAAAAGACAUCUGUGAUGACUACAUGGCAACAAGUGUUACAUCUAAGUGCUACUUUAAAGAGGUAUUUCUACAUAAUUUAACCCAUAAAAAAUAAGUUUGUUGGUAUAAAUGAAUGUAUUUACAGUAAUGCAUUUUUUUUGCAAUGCAUCAUGAGCUUUCCAGUGGGAACGUAAUUUAACAAGAUUUUGAUUUAACAUCGGAAGCUUAAUUUAAAGGUUUUGCCGCUUUCUAUCAUUCUCUCAAUCGGAUCAAACACCGAGACUCGUUCAAACAUGGAUUUAAAACACAUUUAGGUGAAACACAGCCCUCCAUACACCACAGUUUCUCCCACCUCACGUUUAUUUUGGUGGCUUUUUAGACGUUACGGGGCAGAAGAACAGAGCACAGAAGCACAAUGAGAAACAUAUUGCUGGGCUCCAGACGGCGCUGGAUGGGGAGAGAGCGGGUGAGAGUGACCGCUGGAUGGAAACAGGCCAAAUGUCUGUGGUUGUUGUGUGUUUUUCCUCCUCCAGCUACUGGCUAAUGUUCUCUGUGCAGACGUUUAACUGACUUUAGCUGAGAUUAGCUUCUGCUUCAUCAGUGCAUGAAACUGUGGAUCUAUUGCUUUUGCAGUUAAUUAGCUGGCUUCAUUGCUGCUGUAAUCAUGAUACAAAAGGCAUUUGAAAAAAAAA
Molecule: messenger RNA, 2387 nt
Organism: Carassius carassius (crucian carp)
Lineage: Eukaryota; Metazoa; Chordata; Actinopteri; Cypriniformes; Cyprinidae
Product: angiopoietin-related protein 1-like
Exons: 5
Coding region: 112-1554 (480 amino acids)
Biological process (GO): cell surface receptor protein tyrosine kinase signaling pathway
Source: RefSeq, a predicted model, not a curated record